AUGAGCAAACUUGGUAAUAUGGUGCGUGAUUUCUACAAAAAUGGAUAUGGAGAGAAAGACACUUCUAUUCAAGUCAUUACCAGUGAAGAUGAAAUGCUGGAACCUGUCUCCCAUGAAGACGAAAUGCGCGAUGUAACAAUAUUUACAAAAAUCAUCAAAUUUAUUAAGGUUUCACGUGAUACAAAUGAAUUGAAGGGCGUUGAAAGGAUUUUAUAUACCUAUGAUUUACGCCCUGUUGAAGCCGCAAGAAGGAAGUGGGAUUGGUUCAACUUUGUGUAUUUUUGGAUGUCGGAAUCUUUCAAUAUAGGUGUCUGGCAGGUAGCGGGGACAGCGGUGGAGGCUGGCCUUAGUUGGUGGGAAACUUGGAUUUCCGUUUGGCUUGGUUAUUCAAUAGUUGCAUUUUAUCUUUCUUUGCAGCAAAGGGUUGGUAGCUACUAUCAUAUAGGAUUCCCAGUUUCUUGUCGGGCAUCGUUUGGGAUAUUUGGAUCGCUAUGGCCUGUAUUAAACAGGACGGUAAUGGCUUGUUUGUGGUAUGGCGUAGAAGCGUGGAGGGGAGGUCAGUGUGUUCAAAUAAUGCUAAAGGCUGUUUUCGGAGCAGAUUUAGAUACCAGAAUUAAAGACACCAUGUCAUCGCCUAACGUCUCUACUUUUACAUUUGUCGCAUUUUUCAUAUUCUGGAUAUUCUCGUUACCUUUCAUUUGGUUUCCGCCACAUCAAAUUAGACAUUUGUUUACAUUUAAAGCCAUGGUGUGUCCUAUAGCGAGCGUCCUUUUUUUGAUUUGGGCUAUAAUUCGUUCUGGUGGAAUCGGUCCUGUAGUUUAUCAAAAGAAUUACUUACAUGGUUCUGAGCAUGCUUGGGUAUUUAUAAAGGGAACCCUCGCUGCGAUGGGAAAUUUAGGUACACUAAUUGUUAAUUCUCCUGAUUUUUCUCGCAUGGCGAAAAACAGGAACUCUGCUUUAUGGUCGCAGAUAUUUGCGAUUCCACUUUGUUUCAGUAUCACUUCAUUGAUUGGCAUAUUGGUAUCUUCAGCUUCUACUAUAUUAUAUCAUAAAACUUUUUGGUCACCAUUAGAUGUUUUGGACAAAUUCUGCGAUACAAACGAUAAAGCUGCAAAAGUUGGCGCCUUUUUUAUAUCUUCUAGUUUCAUGAUUGGCCAAUUAGGCGUUAAUAUUUGUGCGAAUAGUUUAUCUGCAGGGAGUGACAUGACUGCCUUGUUUCCUUACUUUAUUAAUAUAAGAAGAGGGGGUUAUGUUUGCGCAGCUAUUGGGAUCGCUAUAUGCCCUUGGAACUUGAUGUCGUCUUCAAACAAUUUCACUACUUAUAUGUCUUCUUACUCGGUCUUUUUGUCGGCUAUUGCAGGAACUAUCUCAGCAGAUUAUUUCUUUGCAAGAAGAGGGUAUUUGAACAUAUGGAACUUAUACUCGUACAAGAAAGGUGAAGAUUACCAUUAUAAUUUCGGUAUCAACUGGCGUGCUGCUGUUUCAUAUGUCUGUGGUGUGGCUAUCAAUUUUGUUGGCUUUUUAGGCUCUUGUGGUGUUAAAGUUCCAAUUGCAGCGACGCACGUCUAUUACUUAAACUUUAUCGUUGGGUACUCCGUAUCUUUUGUGGUUUAUUGUGUAUUGGCUAUAUUUUUUCCUCUUCCAGGGGUACCUGCUUUUGAAAUGAAGAGUAGAACUUGGUUAGAGCAAUACCUUGAUGUUGACGAUUUUGAGUUAGAAUUUCUUAGUGGAAAGCGAAGCGCAAAAUUGGAGUGA
This is a messenger RNA of Priceomyces carsonii, 1755 nucleotides long. Its product is annotated as nucleobase cation symporter-1 family protein. Lineage: Eukaryota; Fungi; Ascomycota; Pichiomycetes; Serinales; Debaryomycetaceae. The coding region runs from base 1 to 1755 and encodes 584 amino acids. Gene Ontology annotation, molecular function: nucleobase transmembrane transporter activity. The transcript has a single exon. Gene Ontology annotation, biological process: nucleobase transport; transmembrane transport. Gene Ontology annotation, cellular component: plasma membrane. The record is from RefSeq and is a predicted model, not a curated record.